AUGAGCUUCACAGUGAUUCUGGCUUUAAUCUGCACUUUCAGUUGGGUGUCUGUGUCGGUGUCAGAGUUUCACACCGUGGAGGUCCAGCCUGGUGAAGAGGUCACACUACUGUGCUCCAACUUUAGUAGGUUGGUCAGGCACAUAUUUUGGUUCAAAAUGGCCAUCGAACCCAAGGCCAGCUGCAUCUCAUCCAUGAGCUAUUCUGACUCCAAUGCUUCACUUUGUGAUGGAUAUGAAAACGAUCAAUUCAUAAUGACCUCCAACGCCACAAACCUUUUUCUGAACAUCAAACAAGUGGAUUUCUCCGACUCUGGACUUUAUUUCUGUGGAUACAAAAAAGAUGGACACUCAGUCAUUUUCAGUGCGACUCAUUUACAGGUUCAAGUCUCUCCUGUAGAUGUGUCUAAUGGGUUAACAAAUCAGCUGAUCAUCACCCUGGGAGGUGGAAUUAUUUUUCUUGUAAUAGCCAUCAUCUGUCUGGUUGUCAGAAUCAGGAUACUUCAUGCAGCUCAAACUGAGGAACAGAAUCCACAAAAUGCAGAGACAUCCUCAGAUGUACUGAACUAUACAGCAGUGAAUUUCUGUCAAGAAUCCAGAGGGAACAGAAGAUCAGCAGAUGACAGAGAGCUGGAGACACAUGUGGUGUAUGCUGCCACCAGACACUCACAUCAAUAG
Molecule: messenger RNA, 675 nt
Organism: Menidia menidia (Atlantic silverside)
Lineage: Eukaryota; Metazoa; Chordata; Actinopteri; Atheriniformes; Atherinopsidae
Source: the annotation of a GenBank genome assembly